Molecule: messenger RNA, 1267 nt
Organism: Pyrus x bretschneideri (Chinese white pear)
Lineage: Eukaryota; Viridiplantae; Streptophyta; Magnoliopsida; Rosales; Rosaceae
Product: multiple organellar RNA editing factor 6, mitochondrial
Exons: 3
Coding region: 375-923 (182 amino acids)
Biological process (GO): mitochondrial mRNA modification; cytidine to uridine editing
Cellular component (GO): mitochondrion
Source: RefSeq, a predicted model, not a curated record
AGGCAAAUUAAGUGGCGUAAAAUAAAGUGACAAUUACCAUUGACAUACCAUACCAAUCAAACUAUUUAGUAUACCGAUAUUCGAUAUACCGAAAAUUUGGUACGGUAAUGAUACUAAAUUUUACCGUACCAAAUAUUUAGUAUGAUAAUUGGUAUAAAGAUUUUGGUACGGUAAUGAACCAAAACCACCCCUAGUUUUAACUGCUCUUCCCAUCGAACGAUUCGGGUUUGAAGGAAAGCAUGCUUCGAUUAUUCAAAAAAUGUAAAUAAGUUUCCUAAUCUCAAGGGUAAAUACCACGUUACCCUUGUCCCCACACUAAACCCUCAUCGAAUUUCCUUUAGUUUACUCUCUCAGGCCUCCUGAUUUCCCCAAAAAUGGUUCAAACCCUAGUCCGAGCAAUUGCCGUGGCCGCCGCAGCCGCCACCGCCGCCACCACCGCAACAUCUCGCCACCUCACAAUCUCUCUCCUCAUACCCAAACGCCUCUUCUUGACAUCCAAACUUGCCAACCCUCCCUCCAUCCCAUCCCUCAUGCUGGGCCGCCGAUCCCUCGCCCCGCCCACCCACGAUGUCCGAUUCCCUACGGCCACCACCAGGUACACUCCGAUCUGUUGCGGGGUCAAAUCAUGUUCGAAAUUUGGCCGUCCACCAGAAGAGAUGGAAUUGAUCCUCCAAGGUUGGGAUUACUGGUGGAUCGUCAUGGAGAAGCCCGGCGUUGAGUGUGAUCCAAUCGAUUACUAUGCAGAGACCCUGGUUAAAGUCGUUGGUGUGAGUCUGGAAGUAGCAAAGAAGAAGAUAUAUAAGGUGUAUUACGGCUGGAGCUCCGGUUUUUUUUGUAAGAUUGAUGAGCUGACGGCACGUAAGUUUGAAGGCUUGCCCGGUGUUCUUGGAACUUUCCCGGAUCCGGAUAUGGCCGACGAUUGAUCCGACCCUUUUUGGCUAUUCGGCGGAUAAUAAAAAGAUAAUUCCAAGCUAACAAGAUUUCUCGUUUUACGAAAAUCGGGAGGAAAAGGGUUAUUGCAAUAGCUCUUUCGUAUGGUGAUGAAGAUCAAAUGCUUUAAGGCAUAAGCAUAUUAGGAUGGCUAAACCAUGAUUUUGUUUCGUAUCAUUUGGGCAAAGUUAUUCUCUAGUUACUGUAGUUUCAAUUGUCAAGAUUUAAGUCUUUGACUAAAUUAUUUUAUAACAACAACAAACAAAGCUUUAUUCUAUUAAGUUAAGUGACAUCGACCGAUGAAUCUAGAACGUUACUGUGCUCGGUUUUGCGCGAA